Fonsecaea multimorphosa CBS 102226 is the source of this 2124-nucleotide messenger RNA. RefSeq lists its product as uncharacterized. The record is from RefSeq and is a predicted model, not a curated record. Gene Ontology annotation, molecular function: fatty acid binding; acyl-CoA oxidase activity; FAD binding. The transcript has a single exon. The coding region runs from base 1 to 2124 and encodes 707 amino acids. Gene Ontology annotation, biological process: fatty acid beta-oxidation using acyl-CoA oxidase; lipid homeostasis. Gene Ontology annotation, cellular component: peroxisome. NCBI's taxonomy places the organism in Eukaryota, Fungi, Ascomycota, Eurotiomycetes, Chaetothyriales, Herpotrichiellaceae.
AUGGCUGACUUCACGGACAAGCUUCGACCUGCUGAUCCCCAAGGCCCAAGUAUCCUAGCCCAGGAGAGAGCCGGGUCCAGCGUGAACACCGACCAACUGGCAAAUCACUUGCUCUCACGCAACGACUUCCUCAAUAGACAGAAGAAAAUCCUCUCUAUUCUGGAAACCAUCCCCAUCUUCUGCAAGAAAAACCAGCUCAACAUGGCCCGUCCAGACCGCUAUCAUCUUGGUCUGGCACGAGCAAAGAUGCUGAGGAGACUGUCCCUCAAGCACGGCUGGGACCGCGACGACUAUCUCAUGGCCGACUAUUUGAUGGAUGAGAUGGGCCCGUACGCUCUGCAUGGGACCAUGUUCAUCACUUCGAUUCGAGAACAAUGUAACGACGAGCAGAGAGCCUACUGGCUGCCGAAAGUCGAAAAUUGGGAGAUCAUCGGUUGCUAUGGACAGACUGAGCUCGGACACGGCAGCAAUGUCAGGGGCAUCGAAUGUCAAGCCAAAUGGGAUCCCAAGGCCAAGGAGUUCAUCAUCCACAGCCCUACCAUCACGGCCAGCAAAUGGUGGAAUGGAGCUUUGGGUCGCACGGCAACUCAUGCUAUCGUCGUUGCACAGUUGUUGCUCCCAGACCUUAAUAGUGGAAAGUACAAGUCGUAUGGUCCGCAUCAGUUCAUCGUUCAGAUCAGGGACAAGAAAACCAACAAGCCACUGGAUGGCAUCGUGAUUGGGGACAUUGGCCCUAAAUACGGCUAUCCAGGUAUGGAUAACGGCUAUAUGCUCUUCAACGAAUUCAGAGUCCCCCAUGCGGCUCUACUGUCCAAGUAUUCUGGGGUCGAUCCAGAGCGCGGGACCUACAUCAAACCUCAAAAUGCCGCCCUCGUCUACGGAUCCUUGACUUUUGUGCGUGCUCAGAUCAUCAUGCAUGCGAGACUCAUUCUCGCUAGAGCCGUCACGGUUGCGGUUCGCUACCUCUCUAUUCGUCGACAGUUUCCAGAUCGAGAUUCGAGGGAUCCAGAUGCGCCUGAACAGGCCGUGCUCAAUUAUCCCACCGUCCAAAUUCGCAUUCUCCCACUUCUGGCCACUACUUUCGCCCUCCAUUACACCGGCGAAGCAAUGUACAAGCUCUACUGGGGCACCCGAGAACAGAUCGAGAAGGGUGGCGAUUUCGCCCGUCUGGCGGAGAUGCACGCGGCUUCCUCUGGUCUGAAAUCAUUGUGCACUACGUUGGCAGCCGACGGCAUCGAGACCUGCCGUCGGGCAAUGGGAGGUCACGGAUUCGGAGGUGGGAGCGGCAUGAUCGCUCUCAAUAACGAGUAUCUGUCCAAACCAACCGUAGAGGGAGACAAUUGGAUGAUCACACAGCAGACCGCGGCCUAUCUGAUCAAGAGGAUGACUGAGGUGGCGAAGAAUCCUAGAGUGAAGCCGACUGAUACUGUCGACGUCCAAUUCCAAGACUUUGUGGCCAACAAAUCAAAGUCAUAUGAUUUUGACAUCCUGGGAAACCCACUGGAGCUGGUCAAGGCAUUCAAACACAGGGCUUCAUACCUUUCCUACCAAGUGUACCAUGCAAGGGUGGUUGAAAAGAAGCCCUGGACAAGCAUGAUGAUCAGCCUGCACAAACUCAGUCGAGCCUACUCCGAGAGUCUCCUGGUGUCGAACUUUUACAACGCUGUCUUUGAAAGCGCUCCAAACCCUCCACUUGACGCCGCGACCUUGAAUGUGUUGAAGGUCUUGUUCCGCCUCUUCGCGCUCUUCACGCUGGAUGUCUCCGCUUCCGAAUUCCUACUGUCGAGAGCCUUGUCCGUCGAGAAGCUGCAGCAUGUGACACCCGCGAUUCAGGAUCUGAUGGCACAGGUGCGACCCCACGCUGUUUCGCUGGUGGAUGCUUGGUCUGUGCCAGACUAUCUGCUUGAGAGUGCAUUGGGCAGUUACGACGGUGACGUAUACAAUCGACUCUUCCACAAGGCGCACAAGGAGAAUCCGUUGAACCAGCUGACCUUCAAUCCGGAUUGGCGGACUGAGGAGAUUGUGAUGGGCGAGGGCGAAGAGAAUGCCAGGAGACGGCUGGAGGCCCUGGCAUUGGGCAUGACGGGGCACGAACAGUUUGGUGUCGUAAAGUCAAAGUUGUAG